Messenger RNA from Strongylocentrotus purpuratus (purple sea urchin), 2225 nucleotides. Its product is annotated as ubiquitin-conjugating enzyme E2Q-like protein CG4502. The coding region runs from base 1 to 1347 and encodes 448 amino acids. The record is from RefSeq and is a predicted model, not a curated record. The transcript has a single exon. Lineage: Eukaryota; Metazoa; Echinodermata; Echinoidea; Camarodonta; Strongylocentrotidae.
AUGGCUGAAUUCGUCGGUAAAUACCUAUGCCCGUGCCUCCCACUGGCAAACGUCAGUGGACGUCGAAGUGCCAGAUCAAAGGUCAGAGCCUUGGCCAGGAAACGCCACAAAAAUAACCAAGGUGGUCCACUGAGUACGAGCGGCGUUGAAGACUCGGUGACGAUUACUCGAAAUGGGAGCCUUACCAUAUUUUCGAUCUCGGGUACCGGGGAUGACGUCUAUCCUUACGGCGAAGCUCUCCGGGACAAAGCCGAGCUGCCGGGGACAGUAUCAACCGCAGAGGAAAAGGACGCCACCCCCGAGGAACUCAAGUACAACGUGGCUGAUGGAACAAGGGCUUUAUCAGCAGAGACGCUCAUGAGGAUGCCGCAGCCUAGCAAGGCUUACGUCAGCAAUGUGAGGAUGAGGAGGCUCAUGAAAGAGUUUAAAGCAGUGACGAAGAUCAUUGAGGAAGCCAGGAAAAAGGAACAAGAGGAAAAGGAGCGAUAUGCAAAUGAUGAGGAGGAAGAUACAGACCCCCCAAAAGAAGAUGUAUCAAAGGAGGUAGUGAGUAGCAAAGAUGAAUCGCAGAGUGAAUGCGCGGAAGAGAAAUCGGGUGAAGCAUCGAAGAGCAGUGAAAGUAAGGAUUCAAACACAUCAGUAGAAUCACCUAACAAAAGUAGCAAUGAAACUGGAAGUGGAACGGCAGAAGCUGUUGCCGGUUGUUCCACAUCUACCGUAGAUGAUAAAGGGGAGAAUAGUGGAGAUAACAAGGAGGAGGGAGCGGAAGAGGGAGCAAAGAAGGGAGCGGAGAAGGGAGCGGAGGAGGGAGCGGAGGAGGGAGCGGAGAAGGGAGCGGAGGCGGUAAAGAAAGCAUUAGAAGAUGGUGGGUUUAUGACGAAUGAGAAACUGACAGGGCCACCAUACGCAGUGGAACUCGUCAAUGACAGCCUGGCCGAUUGGAAUAUCAAGCUGUUUCAUGUCAACCCCAAAUCGUCGUUGAGCAAGGACAUGAAGAAACACAACUACGAGUACAUUCUCUUUAAUAUGACCUUCCCCGACAACUUCCCGUUCGUUCCGCCUUUCGUCCGUGUUGUCAGCCCCCAUGUCGAAUACGGUUACGUGCUUGACGGCGGUGCCAUCUGCAUGGAACUGCUCACCCCGCAGGGGUGGUCGAGCUCGUACACGAUCGACGCCGUCAUCAUGCAGCUCGGUGCGACCUUGGUAGCAGGGGAUGGCCGGAUCGUACAGUCCAGUUUCCGCAGCGACGUCCCCUUCAACAAACAGGAGGCUGAGGUCAGCUUCCGUGCCAUUGUGGAGACGCACGAGCGGUAUGGAUGGCACAAGACACCAGGAGACAACAGUUAAUGGAAGACAUCCUGUGUUUUCAUUCCUGAAUAGAGUUAAUCUUCGCAUCACCUCCAUAUUGGGGGUUGGUUUGUCUGGAGCUUGGAAGGAAUCGCCAAUACCGAAUCAAAAUGUUGGUGAAUGGAAUGCGCAUCAUGAUGAAAUUAAUCCGGCUCAUUGCUGAUGUUGGUUGGAGUAGAAUCAUUCAUGGUUUUGAUUUUUUCCAACAAUUGUCGUGUUUUGUCGAUUUGGAACACAUGAAGGUGUGAAUAAAGUCUAGAACAAGGAUGGAGCAUUUUAGAAGGCACGUCGCAGUACCAGAACAUUUGAAAUCGACUAGCUAAUCACCUUGAACCUUAGGCGACCUGGAGCCUCUUGAGGAUUGUGGACGUCUUUCAAUUUUCGAUUUAGAGAGACAAUUUUUGAAUAAUGCAGAUUAAUUGUUGUAUACCACCAGAACAGACGUCAGCAGUUGGCUUUUACACCGCUUACUUUAUAUUGCAUUGCUUCACCUUUUGAAAACAAACGAUUGUAGCUUGCUACUGUAUAAUUUGUCAUUAUAAGCAUCUCUGAUGUACCACCUUAUCUUGGUUGUCACAGACAUGGUUGCUUUCAGAAUUAUUGUAUCCAUUACACUGAAUCACGCAGUGCAUCGGUAAGUAGCAUUAAUGUAUUGAUUAGCGUAUUUACAUUGACGGAGAAAAACUAUUCCGAUAUGGUAUCCUCAAAGUGCAAAGUGAAAUGCAAUACUUUGUGUGUGUCACUACUGUAGAAGCAAGAAACCCCCAAUUUAGAUCAGAGUUUGGUCAACUUGGGUUCAGUCUGUAGCACAAUGGCGUGUACUUUUUUUGGUGCAAUAUUCGCCAUAUUGUGCCCACCUAGAACCGAGUUGGCCAAAC